AUGCUUCAAUUCGCCAUCGCACCGUCGCAGCACUUUGGACGUCCGCACACCAUGUCGAUUCCCACCACCCGACUGCCGCCCAUGCAAUCCAUCCCGCCACCCCCCGCCUCCGUGUCGCUGAGCGACGAAGACAUGCUCGAGAGCGACGAGUGGUCGGACAGCCUUGGCGACGCCAAAACGGGUGACCAACCGCAGCGAAGCCGAAGGCUGCUCUCGCUCGAGCAGAGUAAAGUGCUAUACAAGAUUCUGGAAAAGACGCACUUUCCGUCGACGCAGCUGCGCGAAGCGGCGGCACAAGAGCUCGGUGUUUCCGCGCGGAAAGUGCAGGUUUGGUUCCAGAACCGACGGCAGGUGGGGAAGAAGCGGAUGAUCGAGGCGGUUCAGGCGCGCGCGGUGUAUGGACCAGUGUCGCUCGAGGAGAUGCAUGCGCAGAUGCGCGCCACGGGCAAGGGACGCUUCGGGUGGGAUGGAGAGGAUGAGCGGACAAGAGCGUGGAGGAGACACACGAUCCGAAUCGCACUCAACCCGACGUCCAAGACGAGUCCGAGGGAACAGGCGAGGAGCGCACUGAGGAUCGAUGUUCCCCGUGCAGAGUAUGCUGCACCGACGUAUACGGGACUGGGAAGUGCGACGCAUCUCGACACGCUAUCGAGGGGCAUGGAGAGGUUGACACCUGCGCUGGUUUCAAGUCAGAAGGAAAGCUUCUCGAUCCGGUCGAGAAGCCAGACGCUCAGCACGCACGAGGCGGCAAGAGAGGAUAUCCGACAGGUGAGGGGAAGUCUUACUGCCGAAUGGCACGCCAACCAACGCAGCCUGGCGAGGUCGUACGAGCGCAAUGAUCGAUCCGUUCGGCCGCUUCAUUCGCCUCCACCCCUAUCCCCAUCGCCGAGAUGGAGAGAGUAUGCGCAUCCGUACAGCUACGCCUACGGUCGAAGUCGAAGCUCGUCGGAAGCGUACUAUGCUUUUCCCCCACCUCCACCACCAGUGCAACGCGCCCAAACGCCCACCACGGCCGAUACACUCGUGGCUGAAUCCCAGUGCAAAUUGACCCCGCCCAAGAGGCUCUCGCCCAUGGACGUACGCUCGCUCACCUCGGCCUAG
Messenger RNA from Moesziomyces aphidis, 1101 nucleotides. NCBI's taxonomy places the organism in Eukaryota, Fungi, Basidiomycota, Ustilaginomycetes, Ustilaginales, Ustilaginaceae. The record is from the annotation of a GenBank genome assembly.